AUGUUGGAAGGCUUAGUUGCCGGUCUGUUGAACCGCUUCCUGGGCAUGUAUGUCAAGAACUUCGACCCUACCCAGUUGAAAGUUGGUAUUUGGUCCGGCGAUGUGAAGCUGCGCAAUCUAGAGCUUCGCAAGGAGGCGUUGGAUCAGUUGAAGCUGCCCAUAAACGUCGUGGAGGGCCAUUUGGGCGAGCUAACAUUGGUGAUACCCUGGUCCAACCUUCGUGGAGCACCCGUCAAGAUCUUCAUUGAGGAUGUCUUCCUGCUUGCAUCCCCGAAGGAAGAGGCGGCCUACAAUGAAGAGGAGGAAGAACGCAGGAAACAGAGAUUGAAGAUGGAGAAGCUGGACUCUGCUGAGCUUUUAAAGGAACGCUCACAGGAAGGCCUCAGCCAGGAGGAACAGAAGAAGAGCCAGAGCUUUACAGAGAGCUUGGUCACUAAGAUUGUCGACAAUCUCCAGGUUACCGUCAAGAACAUCCAUGUACGCUACGAGGAUGCGAUAUCGGCCCCGGGUCACCCCUUCUCUCUCGGUAUUACGCUCGAGGAGUUCAGUGCAGUCAGUACCAACGGCGAGUGGAAACCCACGUUCAUACAGAAUUCGUCUAAGACAACACAUAAACUUGCGACGUUGGGGGCCUUGGCUGUGUACUGGAACACGGACACUAAACUGCUGGGUCCUGGUCGCGAAGUACAACAGGACAUCGAUAAUGCUCUUCCACACGACGAACUGAUUUCAAAGUUCAAGGAGAUGAUUGGCAAGGGCGACAACGAGGCUACGGCAGAUCACCAGUUUAUAUUACGACCUGUGAGCGGCCAAGCCAAGAUCGAACUGGACAAGUCCGGCGACGUCCAUGUACCCAAGUUCAAAGCCAGUCUGCUAUUCGAUGAGAUCGGUGUGGUUCUCGAUGACGAUCAGUACCGCGAUGCUUUGAUGAUGGUGGACCUGUUUCACUACUUCAUUCGUCACCAGGAGUACAAAAAGUACCAACCGAAAGGUGUUACGCCAAAGGAAGAUCCACGUGCGUGGCUGAGGUUUGCCGGCGAUGCUGUAUUGAAGAAGAUCCAUGAUCGCAAUCGUCGAUGGACAUGGGAUUACUUCCGUGAACGUCGUGAUGAUCGUAAGCGGUAUAUUGAGUUGUUCAAAAAGAAGAAGGCCAACCAGCAGCUUGCGGCCCCUGAAACGGAGGAGAUGAGCCAGCUCGAAUGGAAGACCGAGUACGAAGACCUCCGCUUCUGGAGGUCCUUGGCUCGCAACCAGUUGAAGAAGGAAAAUGCGGAGGCUUUGAGGAACGCACCUAAACAGGAGCAACAGCAAGGAUGGCUCUCGUGGGCGUGGGGUUCUAAGCCAUCUCAGCCGGCUGACUCCACGGAGAACACCCAAAUAACUGAGGAACAACGUCAAGAGUUGUACGAGGCAAUUGACUGGGAUGAAAAGGCGGCUCUGGCGGAUGCGGUAGAUGUUCCACGGGAUGCGGUGAAGAUGGAACUCGCCGCGACUCUCAGCACCGGCAGCUUCACCCUCAGGCAAAGUCCGCAUGGGUCCAAAACCGACCUACUGAGCCUGCACUUCGACUUGUUCAAAGCAAGGGGCCUCAGGCGAACCGAUUCGGUUCUGGCAGAUAUCAGUCUUGGCGGUUUCCGAGUCAACGAUGGCACAACGCCCGACUCUCUGUUUCAAGAGAUCGUCAGAGUCAAGGAUGCGCCAGAAGUUGAUACGCGGAACAGACUUUCCCUCGUUGACCUGGAGAAGACAGAUACGGCUGAACAAGAGACCUUCUUUGAUCUACAGGUCGAACAGAACCCUCUGGAUGGCCAGGGUGACUUCGGUGUGACAGCUAAGCUGAAGCCUUUGGAGAUCGUGUGGAACCCAAAUUUCGUCGUGGGUAUCGUGGAUUUCUUCAAACCUCCAGAACGGCACAUGGAGUCCAUCAAUGCCUUGAUGGAGUCAGCGGGCGCCACGGUCGAAGGACUGAGGCAGCAGACAAGAGCUGGUCUUCAAUUCGCAUUAGAGGAGCACAAGUCGAUCAACGCAAAGCUCGAUCUUCAAGCCCCCCUUAUUAUCAUUCCCCAGAGUAUCAGUACCGAACGGUCGACUUGUCUUAUCCUCGACGCUGGUCACAUUAGUGUAAACAGCGAACUGGUUGACAAGGGGACCCUGAAGCAGAUCCAGGACAAGCAAUCUGUUUCGAACGAGGAUAUCGAGCAGCUGGAGUCUCUCAUGUAUGAUCGAUUCCUCGUCAAAUUGACAUCCACCCAGCUCCUGAUCGGUCCUUCGAUUGAAGACACCAAGUCUCAGCUAGUUGAGAAAGAUGAAUCGCGCAUGUACCACGUGGUUGAACAGAUCAACUUGGACUUCGUGGUUGCCUUAUCUAUCCUUCCAAAGGCACCCAACAUAUCCAAAGUGAAGAUAGUCGGGCACAUGCCAGUGCUGCACGCAGCAGUGUCAGACACGAAGUACAAGAGCCUCAUGAAACUCAUCGACGUCGCGAUUCCAAAGUUUGGGGAUGAGCCCCAGCAAAGUAAGGGUAAGGAACCACAGCAGCAGCCUAAGAGACCCCGCUUGUCUAGCAGCGCAUCUAACCAUUCACGCAAUGCACAUCGUCGGAGAUCAUCUGCAGCGUUCCCCUUCCUCACUCAACAGACUGCUGCCAUACUUGAGGAUGAACUCGAAGACGACGAUGAUGACUUUGAGGAUGCUCAGGACGGAAACACGAACCAGCAACUCAAGAUGCAGCAAAAGACAUUUGAAUUCAAAUUCUCUGUGGAUAAGCUGCAAGGCUCUCUGUAUAAAAGCGAUCCGGAUGGCAAGAAGCCAGACGCGCUGCUGGUGGAACUGGUCGCCGAGCAUUUUGACCUCGAAUUCUUCAUCAGACCAUUUGACAUGUCCGCUGUGGUGUCUCUGGGCUCUGUGACGGUAGACGACUUUGUGGAUAACCCUCCUGCAGAAUUCAAGGCGAUUGUCUCCUCUGGAGAUAUAGAAGAUCAUAGGGAACAGCGAGAACUCGUCAAAGUGACCUUCGUGAAGGUGAAGAAGGAAUCACCAGAGUUCAUGCCUAAGUACAACGGUAUCGAGACUAACAUCGAUGCCGCGGUCUCCACCAUCAACUUGAUUGUCACGCGAAAGACCUUGCUGACAUUACUGGACUUCAUUCUUGUCACGUUCACUAACAAUGACAAUUCGAAUACUCAGCAGCAGAAGAGCAUUGCAGACGUGGAGGAUGAUGAGGAUGAUGGAGACGAGGACGCGGUCAAAAUUGUCGAACCACCACAACCGCCGCCUCAGAACGAAUCAGGGUCUAUUCGUGUCAAGGUCGACCUCAAGAGUAUCCGGUUGAUCUUAAACAACGAUGGCAUCCGUCUGGCCACCUUGUCGUUCAACCACGCUGACGUCGGCAUCUUUUUGUCUGGGAAGACAAUGCGAAUUGGCACGAAGCUGGGAGAUUUGAGUCUGGUCGAUGAUGUAAACGUCGGGGCAUCAGAGGAAUCCAGCUUCCGUCAGCUUGUCACAAUUCAAGGCCACGAGCUUGCCGACUUCCGCUACGAAACUUUCGACCCGGCUAACGAGAAGGCAUAUCCUGGAUAUGACUCUUCAGUCUACCUGCGCGCUGGCUCUAUCAAGGUUAACUUCCUUGAGGAGCCGUUCAGAAAGAUUAUUGAGUUCUUGGUCAAGUUCGGUAAGAUGCAGGCGAUUUACAAUGCUGCACGUCAAGCAGCUGCAAAUCAGGCACAGCAACUUCAGCAAAGCACCAGCCGUUUCAAAUUCGAUGUCAUCGUCAACACCCCCAUCAUUGUCUUCCCAGGGGCUGUCACGCCAGACCGACCCAGACGUGAUCUUGUGACGGCCUACCUCGGUGAGAUAUAUGCUCAGAAUAAGUUCGCGCCUCUGGAUGACUCCGAGAACUCUGCCAUCGCGAUGAAGCUGUCUGCGGGUAUCCGAAACAUUCGGCUCACAUCUCUCUUCCACUAUGCAGACAACCAGUCGGAGGAGCUCGAGAUGAUCGACCAUGUUGAUCUUGGGUUCAACAUCACAUACGCCGAGCAUCAGAAAGGCUGGAAGCGUCCAGAUAUGGAAAUUGAAGGCAGCAUGACGGACAUUAAUCUCAAGAUCACCCAAUAUCAAGUCAAAUCACUGCUUGAAAUCUCUCGCUCUGUACCGGCCGCAUUUACUACAGAUGCCGAAGCUAGUGGCGAAGAAGCCGAACGGGACGUGGACGAAGGCACCCUUCGAAGAGCGAAGACGAUGUCAUCAACCACUACCGGCGCAGAAAAUCCACUGAUCGAUCUCGGCCCUGAACUAGGGUCUCGAGAAGACACUUGGACUAAACUGGAUCUCGUCUUCACUGUGCAUAAGAUCGGUCUGGAGUUGAUCAAUGCCACAGACGGCAAGCCCGUGGGCAAUAUUGAGAACGCGAGUCUGUCACAGUUCUCCCUGGAUGACAGCAAACUGAAGACUCGAAUGCUCGCGGACGGGUCUCUUGAAGCCGAAUUCGUCAUCCACUCAUUUACUAUCCACGACAGCCGGAGAAGGGAUGCCAAUAAAUUCCGAAGAAUCAUGGCCUCGUCCAAUAAGAAUGUUCAGCAGUUCAUGGCCUCAGUCUCAAUGUCUGCGGGACACGAGCGAAACCUGAUUGGGGUUGUUGCCAUCGACAGUCCGAGGGUCAUUUUUGCUUUGGAUUACGUUUUUGCCAUACAAACCUUCAUUUCAACUAGUUUGCAGGUUGAAGAACCGGUCGUUGUGGAGGAAAGCCCCGCCGAAACUCCUGAAGGUUCAGAAACCGAGUCCAGGCAAGUUUCCUGGUCCGGCGCAUCGAACCAACAACUACAAGGAGGGUAUGGGUCAGAGGAACCUAAGAAGCCAGAGUCCAAGAUGAGCAUUGCAUUCCGUGUUAAUGUCGUCGAAGCCCAGGUGAUCUUAAUCGCCAACCCGCUUGUCUCCAACUCUGAAGCCAUCGUGCUGGGCACCAAACAGGUAUUGCUGUCGCAACAGCAUGCUUUGACAUUCCAGGUCUCCCAAGUCGGCAUGUUCCUUUGCCGCAUGGAUAGAUUUGAAGAAUCUCGACUGCGCAUUCUAGACGACUUUUCCAUCCAGAUGUCCAUGGACAGCUCGCAACCCAGUUUGACUAACAUUCAUGUCGACAUUGACCCCCUGAUUCUGCGGUUGUCACUCCGCGAUAUCCUGCUUGUGCUUCAAGUCAUCAGCAAGGCCUCGGAGCUCUCUGAAAAGGAGCCCGAGGAUCAACUUAAGGCAAGUGCUUCUGAUGUGAAGGCAAAGCAGCUUCGAGGUGAUGGCAUGAAGCAGCGGUCAGCUAGUGGUCGUGGGCAGUCUACGAUAGGGAGGACGAAAGGCACUGCCGGGACCAUGACAACCAAGACCCGCAAAAUUUCGCAGGGCCAGCAUGGUCAGCAAGUUCACGACGUCAACAAAGGCCCCGUUCGCCAUGAAGAGCUCACUGCCACCAUUGAAGGCAUUCGCGUCGUGCUCAUCGGAGACUUGCAUGAACUUCCGAUUCUGGAUCUAAGCAUCAAGAACUUUACCGCAUCAGCUGCCGACUGGUCUAGUAGCUUGAAGGCCGAGACGGCAAUCGAUAUGUACAUCAAUGUCUACAACUUCGCCAAGUCAGCUUGGGAACCCUUACUAGAACCAUGGCAAGUUGGUCUUGGUGUUGCGAAAGCACCAGACACUGGAAUGCUUUCGGUCGACCUUCAGUCACGAAAGAAAUUCGAAGUGACCGUCACCACCGCGACGAUUGCACUUGCAUCCAAAUCAUUCGACUUUUUGACGGGCGAUGAAGAUGUUCUUGGCAAGCCUCGUGAGACACUAUCGCCAUACAAGAUCAGGAACUACACGGGAUUCAACGUGGUGGUGCAGGCUAGAAAUCAGAGCAACACGGAGAACAUCACUCUCAAGCUCGAGGAUGGUGAAGAGGCACCGUGGAGCUUUGAGCAUUGGGAGAAGAUGCGCGAGAAUAUCAUGUCCGAGAGCAAUACUGCCAAUAGCGUGGGUGUGCAAAUUGAAGGCAGUGGUUUCGACACGGUUAAGAACAUUCGCCUCAAUCGUGAAGGCGAGUUCCUCUACAGUUUGCGACCGAAGACCGACAAUACACUACACCGGCUGCUCGUCGAGGUCAGCUUAGGUAGCGACAACAUUAAAUACGUGACGCUUCGAUCACCCUUAGUUGUGGAGAACCAAACCCAAAUACCGGUUGAGCUUGGUGUCUAUGAUGCACAGGAGGGGCAUUUGCUCAAGAUCGAGAAGAUUGCGCCAGGCGAGAGCCGGCCUGCACCCGUUGCGGCUUGUUAUGUCAAGUCCUUACUUGUGCGACCAGACUCUGGAUUCGGCUAUGCUUGGUCUUCAGAGCAUCUGUGGUGGAAAGACCUGCUGAAACGCCCUACACGCACGCUGGUCUGCAAGGGCGAGAGUAGUGAUCCGUUCUACUUUCAGAUGAGCACAACCUUUGAUCAAGGUCACUUCUUGAGCGGGAAAUAUCCUUACAUGAAGAUUAAGCUCUCACCGCCCAUCGUUCUUGAGAAUCUUCUACCAUACGACUUCAAGUACCGUAUCUACGACAAGAAUACCAAGAAAGACUGGUCGAACUUCCUCCGCAAAGGUGGUGUUAGUCCCGUUCACGUCGUGGAGUUGUCCCACCUGUUGCUCAUGAGCAUCGACAUGCAAGACACAGUGUUCAAACCCAGCGAGUUUGCCAUCAUCAAUCCUGGCGGGCAAGAAGACUUCAGAAAAGAGCACAAACUGGUGUGCAAGGACGAAGAAGGCCUUUCGUUAAGUCUUCGACUUCACUAUUACAAGGUCCCCAACGGCGGCGGUGCUUUCAAGGUCACGGUCUACAGUCCCUAUGUGAUCUUGAACAAGACGGGGUUGGACAUCACUGUCCGUGGCAAGCAGUUCCUUCAACAGGCCAGACGAGCAGCAGGUCAAUCGCCACUUGUCGACAAUUCGGAUCGAGCCAGACCCAAGGCCCUCCCAUUCAUGUUCUCAUAUGGCAAUGACGAUCAACGAAAUCGCGCUCUGCUCAAGGUCGGGGAUUCGGAGUGGAGCAAGGCCCAGAGUUUCGACGCCAUUGGAAGUACCACGGAUGUUGUUCUCCAAGCAACUACCACGAACGCUGAAAUCCACGUCGGCAUUACUGUCGAGGCAGGUGAGGGCAAGUACAAGAUGACCAAGGUGGUAACUCUAGCUCCCAGAUUUGUGAUCAAGAACAAGAUGGGAGAGGAGAUCAAUGUGAGAGCCCCAGGUUCGUCCAACGUCAUGACGUUGCAGCCUGGUGCUUUGCAGCCCCUGCACUUUAUCCAGAAAGCACACACCAAACAGCUAGCCCUGUGCUAUGGAGGUGUCAACAACCAAUGGACCUCGCCGUUCAACAUUUCGGACAUAGGAACAACACAUAUCAAAAUCGCCAAGGCCGGCCAACGACAACGACUUGUUCGCGUGGAGGUCCUAAUGGAGGAUGCGACCAUUUUCCUGCAUCUGAGCCACGAAAAGAAGGCUUGGCCAUUCUCGAUGCGCAACGAGAGUGAUACCGAGUUCACCUUCUACCAGGCCAACCCGAAUGUCGAUGACGAUGGAGUUGAGGAUCGGUCGGGCUUCAAGGCCAUCAAAUACCGACUGCCGCCCCGAAGCAUCAUGCCGUACGCUUGGGAUUAUCCGGCUGCCAAGUUCAGAGAAGUCGUCAUUAGUGCGUAUGGCAAGGAGAGACAUGUCAAAUUGGCCGAGAUCGGAAACCUGAUACCCAUGAAGUUUGUGAGCGGCUCCGGCACGCAAAAGAUCAUCGAUAUCAACGUUGCGGCCGAUGGACCUACACAGACUCUGAUUUUAUCCAAUUUCAAGCCGAGCAAGAGUCUCUACAUUCAGCGGACCGGGACCGGUUUGAGUACAAGUAGUACGAGCGGGUUCGAAGUGAAGAAUCAAGAGACCGGAACUACCAUCGCUGCACAACUGAAGCUCUCCGGGAUUGGCAUCUCGCUCAUCAACUCGCAACUCCGCGAGCUGGCGUAUAUCACUUUCAGGGAUGUCCAACUGAAGUACACCGAGUCGCCGAUAUAUCAGACGAUCAGUACCUCCAUUAAAUGGAUCCAAAUUGACAACCAGCUGUAUGGUGGUCUGUUCCCCAUGGUUCUCUACCCCAGUGUGGUGCCUGCAAAGGCGCAAGAGAUCGAAAUGCACCCAUCACUGCAUGCCAUGGUCACCCGCGUAAAGGACGAUAGUUACGGUGUGUUGUACGUCAAGUAUGCUACUCUUCUACUGCAGCAGAUGACAAUCGAACUGGACGAGGACUUCAUCUAUGCCGUUCUGGACUUCUCCAAGGUUCCUGGCGCAUCCUGGACUGAGACACAGGAGGGCACGCUCUGCGAUGAAAGCCUUGACAUCCCCGAGCCGAAACAGCAACAACAGGGCCAAGACAUCUACUUCGAGGUGCUCAACAUUCAGCCCAUGCAGAUCGACUUGUCGUUCAUGCGCACUGAACGGGUCAACGUCGAAGACAAGACAUCCUCUCGCAAUCCAAUCAUGUUUUUCAUCAACGUCAUGACGAUGGCCAUUGGCAACAUCAACGAUGCACCGAUUCGACUAAAUGCUCUACUACUCGAGAACGCCCGCGUUUCGGUGCCCGUGCUUAUCCAGAACAUGUCCAACCACUACAGUCAAGAGGUCAUCUACCAAAUUCACAAGAUCAUCGGCAGCGCUGACUUUCUCGGUAACCCCGUUGGUCUGUUCAACAACAUCAGCAGCGGCAUCACCGAUGUCUUUUACGAGCCCUACCAAGGUCUCAUCAUGUCGGACAGGCCCGAGGAUCUCGGUCUCGGGAUUGCCAAGGGAGCAGCUAGCUUCGUCAAGAAGUCGGUGUACGGUUUCUCCGACUCCUUCUCCAAGUUCACGGGAAGUAUCAGCAAGGGUUUGGCCGCGGCGACCCUUGACAAGCAGUUUCAGGAUCGCCGCCGCAUAACCCGGUCUCGUAACCGACCCAAGCACGCCUUGUACGGCGUCACAGCCGGGGCCAACUCGUUUUUCACCUCUGUCGCAUCGGGUGUUGGAGGGACAUUCAAAAAGCCUCUCGAGGGCGCCGAACAGGAAGGAGCAGCCGGGUUCUUCAAAGGUGUCGGCAAAGGCGCGCUCGGCUUCGUUACCAAGCCCGUGGUAGGCGUCUUCGACCUCGCGUCGAACGUCUCGGAAGGCAUCCGCAAUACGACGACCGUCUUCGACGGGUCCGAACUGGACCGCGUGCGACUAACUCGCUUCAUCCCUUCAGACGGCAUCGUACGGCCCUAUAACCAGCGUGAGGCACUCGGCCAAUUCUGGCUGAAGCAGGUUGACAAUGGCAAGUACUUCAACGAAGAGUACAUUGCGCACCUAGAGCUGCCCCGCGAGGACAUGGUGGUCAUGGUUACGUAUAGCCGCAUCUUGCUUAUUAGGAGUCGGAGGCUGACAACGGAGUGGGAUGUCCCGUUGAAGGACGUGCAGACGAUUGCGAAAGAGAGGACGGGGAUUAGUAUAGUGCUCAGGGGAGGAACAAAUGGGCCGUUUGUGCCGGUGGGAGAGGAGAGUGGGAGGAAGUUUAUUUAUAAAAUGGUUGCGAUUGCGGUGGAGGAGUUUAAUCGGAGGUUUAGGGGUUUAGAGUAG
Molecule: messenger RNA, 9627 nt
Organism: Pseudomassariella vexata
Lineage: Eukaryota; Fungi; Ascomycota; Sordariomycetes; Amphisphaeriales; Pseudomassariaceae
Exons: 2
Coding region: 1-9627 (3208 amino acids)
Biological process (GO): protein targeting to vacuole; mitochondrion organization; late endosome to vacuole transport
Cellular component (GO): extrinsic component of membrane
Source: RefSeq, a predicted model, not a curated record